AUGGAUGAUCUGAUAUUGAAGAUAUGCAUGAGUUUUCUCUUAGUAGCAGUCCUCUGUUUGUCUCUAGAUUCUCUAAAGAAGAAGGAAAAGCAACAUGAUGGAAUAGCAGCAGUUCACCCACCUGGGUCUGCUGGGUGGGCACAAAUCGUUGGAGAAAAUAUAGAUUUUCUUCGGAAAAAUAUGAAAGGUAUUCCAGAGCAAUUCUUUCAGGAUAGGAUUCGAAAAUACUAUUCGGAAGUCUUUAAAACUUCAUUAUAUGGAGAAAAUGUGACUGUAUUCAGUGGUGCUGCUGGUAACAAGUUCUUAUUCUCAAACGAAUACAAACUCGUAAAGAUGUGGUGGCCUAAAUCAGUUCGUAAGAUUGUACCGUUUAUAGAAGAUGCUGCCUCACCCGCGGCACAACGAGUAUCUAGGAACCUUCGUAGCAAGUUGUUUCCUUUGAUUAUGAAACUAGAUAUGCUCCGGAGGUACGUAGGCGUGAUGGAUUCUCUGGCAAGGAAACAUUUCGAUGCUUAUUGGGAUAACAAGGAGGAAGUUGUUGUGUAUCCUUUAAUUCAGAUUUACGAUUUCUCAUCUGCAUGUUUGUUGUUCUUGAGCAUCAAUGAUGAAGCUCGGGUUGAUGUGUUACUCAAGCUCUUCAAUGUGGUCAGCGAUGGAAUCUUAACUAUACCCAUUAAUUUACCCGGGACACCAUUAUAUCGGGGCAUCAAAGUGUCUGAAAUUAUCCGAAAAGAAUUUGCAAAAAUAAUCAAGCAGAGGAUGGAUGAGAUGCAUCUUUUUAAAGAGGAUGAGCUGAUGGAGAAGAUGAUGAACGAAUUGUCACCCUCGGCUUCAGUUCUACCAGCACAAGAUUUGCUGUCGCAGAUGAUUCUAUUUUGCAAAGAAAAUGAUGAUACUGAACACGUCGAAGGCAUCUGUGCUGAUAUUGAGAACAACAAUAAGAAAACAAAGACAUUCAUUUACCCGAAGUACCUUGCGGACUUGGUACUUCCUAUAAUCAUCGCUGGAUAUCACACACAAAGUACUGUUAUUACAGUCCUUAUAAAGUAUCUUGUUGAGCUUCCACAUGUUCUCCAUGAGGUCUUUCGGGAGCAGAACGAGAUUGCGAAUGCUAAAGCAACAGGAGAGUUGCUAAAUUUAGAUGAUACACAAAAAAUGAAAUACUCUUGGAAUGUAAUUUGCGAGGUAUUGCGACUUGCACCACCUCUCCAAGGAGCUUUCACCGAGGCAUCGGCUGACUUCACCUAUGCAGGAUAUUUUAUUCCCAGAGGAUGGAAGUUAUACUGGAGUGCAAUUUCGACACACAAAAAUCCAGAAUAUUUUCCAGAUCCUGAGAAGUUCGAUCCGUCUAGAUUCCAAGGGAAUGGACCUGCUCCAUACACGUUUGUAGCGUUUGGAGGAGGACCUGGAAUGUGUCCUGGAAGAGAGUAUGCUCGAGUGCAAAUGCUCAUGUUCCAGCACCAUGUUGUGCGAAGGUACGAGUGGGAGAAGCUGAUUCCUGGUGAUGAAAAAUUAAAAGUCUGCCCCUUUCCUUUGCCGGCUAAAGGGCAGCCAAUACGACUUCUACCUCGGAAAAUCUAA
Molecule: messenger RNA, 1581 nt
Organism: Papaver somniferum (opium poppy)
Lineage: Eukaryota; Viridiplantae; Streptophyta; Magnoliopsida; Ranunculales; Papaveraceae
Product: beta-amyrin 28-monooxygenase-like
Exons: 3
Coding region: 1-1581 (526 amino acids)
Biological process (GO): sterol metabolic process
Molecular function (GO): oxidoreductase activity, acting on paired donors, with incorporation or reduction of molecular oxygen; heme binding; monooxygenase activity
Source: RefSeq, a predicted model, not a curated record